AUGUGUGCUCCGGACCAGAGCUGCAUUCAGUACUGGCUCUUGCCGGAAAGAGCGCCGGAGUGGUAUCGCAAACUGGUUUUGGGAACUGGCGGAAGGGACGUGCAUUCGCAACCACCGCCGAAAGACUCUUUACCGCUGCUAGGCCACCUUGACCUCACGGUGCCAAAACUAGUGGAUGCGAAGGACUACUGGGUCAAUGGCCUAGGAGCCCUUGAGAACUACAGAGAAUCCGCCGGUGAGCUUUGGGCGCACCUGGGACCCUCCCAGAUUCGCAUGAGCGAGGGCAGCAUUCGCAAGUGGCCUGGAGAGAUUCGGAUCUGGGUGGAGGACAUUCGAACGGUCGCAGACAUGCUCAACAUGUUGGGACGUACCCUUGACACGAAACUGGUCGCUGAGAUGCGAGAAGCCACUACCGGCGGCGAAUAUGCGGCGCUGCUACAUGACCCUGGCCAUGUCAACAAGGUCCAAGCCAGCGAGGCACCUUCGGGUUGGGCAGAAGCGAUUCGUGCAAUUCCAUCUGGGCUGAGCGGCGAGGUCCGCAAAAAGAACGCCCUGGCUCUGUCCGAAGCGGUAGUUUUGCUGCCAAAGCGAGAACAGAUCCAAGGUGUCGCGCGCUUUUACGACCACUUCAUUGGCUCGGCCAUCACGAAGAAGUAUCAGGUCUACGAGGCGCAGGCGUUGAUGGACAUUUGCAUGGUGCACUUUGCGCCGGGUCCGAAGCUGCACCAGACUUUGACUUACAAGGCAGACAAGACAGCCGUGAUUCCGGCCAGCCUGGCUUCCGUUUGCAUCUAUCUGAAGGACCACGUGCAGUUCCACUUGGUAUACGCCAAGUGCAAGGCUGCAGGGAUCCUGAGACCAGACGAUGCAAAGAAAAGCUGGGAAGAGGUCGAGUCUGCGCACGAGUAUACGAUUGAAGGCGUUCUCGACCCUCAGAGCCAUUCCAUGGUCAUCGCCUUGCACCAUGUGAUUAGAACUCUGGAACAUCCCGAAUGCCCUUUGUGCCAAGGACUUUCCGCGACCUGUGUCUUGCGAGAGCACCAGACACGAGCGGAGGCUGCAAGAGGUCCAUGGAUCUACACGACCUCCACUCCAAAUUAUACCAAGGCCCUGAUGCGUCACGUGGAUCCCGGCGGCCGUGUCUUCGCGAUGCGUGUCCUGACCAGGGAGAAGUGCAAGCCAUGUGCCAUUCCAGGAUUCCUCCUCAAGGAGAUGUCUCAGAUCCCGUCCAAACAUGACGCGGAUGAUGCGACUGAUGGGCCCUCGGCUUCGGGCUUCGAUCCGAGCUUCGGGUCUGAUGUGGCUCACGAGGAACAGCAGCUUCUUCAACGCCGAGUGCAGCGCCCGGCAGUGCCCGGCAUUCUAAGAACGGUGCGAUGUCCCGAGCCAGAGGUGCUAGUUGACAACAGCCCGGUGUCCUGCGUUCUGCACCCCAACGGAUCUGUCUUGGUCCGUGACUGGUUGGGUGAGGGCACCGAAGACGACGAGUUGCCUCGCGUGCAGCGCCUGCUGGAGGCCGUCCUUGAAGAUGACGGCGAGAGUGAGGCUGACUAUGCCGCCCGUUUGGUUCGACAUACAGCCGGGCACGGCAGCUGGAGUGCACGUUUGAAGGCACUGAGUGGCCUCCUCGAGUCGCAGGCCCCAAUGGAGGCAGACGAACUGCGCACAAUGUUUCGCCGAAUCUCCAACGAGUGCAACGAUAUGAAGCGUGAGCUUCUGGGUGCAGCACCGUGA
Molecule: messenger RNA, 1734 nt
Organism: Symbiodinium sp. CCMP2592
Lineage: Eukaryota; Dinophyceae; Suessiales; Symbiodiniaceae
Source: the annotation of a GenBank genome assembly